Molecule: messenger RNA, 2332 nt
Organism: Sycon ciliatum
Lineage: Eukaryota; Metazoa; Porifera; Calcarea; Leucosolenida; Sycettidae
Exons: 2
Coding region: 275-1687 (470 amino acids)
Source: RefSeq, a predicted model, not a curated record
UUCGAAAGCGUCAGACCAGCGAGAUGCUGAGGAUAAGGGCAGCCAGUAAUUCAUUUACCCAUUUCGACUGAGCGCCUUCUGCGAUUCUCGGAACACAGCCAGAAAAAUAUUUUUGUUAGGAGUAUCCCAUAUCCAUCAGCAAUAGGGGCGUCAUAAUCGAUGUAAAUCUACAACGGUUUGCUUGUAGAUUGCUUAGUGAGACCCAGAGUGACAUAGUAAUGCGGUGACGUCACCAGGCAUCAGUCAUAUUAACGUCGUGUGUACUAGUUGUACAAUGGUGUCAUUGGCCGAGGAUUUCUGGAUUGUAUUCCUCUUCACCAUGGCAAUCAGCUGCUUCGGAAAUAUCGUUCUGAUGGCGAAUGCCCGCACUACGAGGAUGGCGCUCAGACGGCGCAGAUCAGCACUGGAUACUAGCUAUGCGUUCAAGGACUUGGCGAGAAAAGAAUCUGGCCGCAUUCUACCAACACAUUAUGAUACGAUUCCAUUUGAUAUUGGUCACAGCGCAGCUCAGCCUGAUCUACAGACUCGGGUUCAGCCCAGUCUUCGGGAUAACACACCGUUGCAGAAAAGACAGCGGAAAUCUAACCAGGAGCUUGCUAACUUAGGUUUAAGAGCCUCAUUGGCCCUAAGCACAGGAUCUGCCUCUUCUCGUCUUCCUAUAACCGCCCCCAGGCCGCCAACACAACAGAGAGCGGCAUACACUCUACCCAUGUCACCCAUAGGCGACUUGCCGCAGCCCAGUCAUGUAGGAAACGAUUCAUAUGAAGCUAUAGAGGAGAUGCCAGUUUACACCGCCAUCGAAGGUGGCGAGGGAAAAAACGAAACAGGCUCCUCAGGCAACGUGGCACAAAAAAACAUUUCCGUCGCAGAAAAUGCAAGACCUGACCACGAAUAUAUCGAGUUUGAAGAAGGGUGUGUUCUUGAUCACGACAAAACACCAGCUGCGGAUGCCUCGGCCACUGGUCCGGGAACUACCAUUACCGAUGAUGACAUGAGCGAGUCUGCGCUAGUUGAAUCAACAGAUACACGGGCUGAAGGUGGUUGCGUUAAUCAGAAUCAAACCGAUUUCCAGGAAGACACCGGGUAUCAUGAGCUCUCAGAGGCCAGUAUUGCACAUCAAGAUCACCAACAAGCUGAUGCUGUGGAAGACACGUCAGAUGGCAUCAACGCACCUUAUAGCAAUGAAUACAACAAUCUGAAUGCAGCUGGAGAAAAGGCUUUAUCCAGUACUGACGACGAUGGUGCCGCAUCCACCAAGCCAGGUACCGAACACCUGCCCCACAGACAGCUUUCAAACCCACCUAUGGUUAAUAAGGCACCAACAAGUCCCUCCAGGGAUUUCUCACUGCCAGAAAUCCACACCCUGAAGCCAUCAACCUCGGCCAGCUCAAGUGAUCAUGAUGAAAACGUGGAAGAUGUCGAGCCAAUCCAGGAUCAUGUAUACCAGGGCUUGAACGCAGAACGGAGCAGGGAAAACACUUAUCAGAGACUAUCUACUACUGGAGAAUCCUCCACUCGCGCCAGCAGACAUUAUGUAGGUCAUCUCAAAACUACGGGAAUAGCUCGCGAAGUAACUACAACACUGGACAAGGCGAAGCCAUUGACGGAGCCCAUCUCUAGACAACCAGAAGCCUCAACAGUCGUCCCGGUCGAGACCAAUAGUCCAUCUUGUUUAAAGAUUGAGUGACAUCUUACCUGAAUGGCACCAUUCAUCUCUCGGAUUGUAAAUAAUGAUAUGUAUGUACUUCCGCAGUACAGUUUCUCCACCAGCGUCUUUGAGAGUAUUUCUAGAAUAGAAGUCAUUCCUGGGUUUGACGCCACCUACGUUUUUCGCUGGUUUGCCCUGCCAUUUAUUCGGAUUGGCCCUUUGGAACUGAAUGUUUUCAUUUCGGUCAGAACAGCUUGAUGUUUGUAAACAAAUACAUUGUAGCUUGUUAUUCUGUAGAACUCGAUUGCACAAUAUGCAACUCCAAAUAUGCAACUCCAAAUAUGCAACUCCAAAUAUGCAACUCCAAAUAUGCAACUCCAAAUUACGAUGAGGCUGGUGUACAGUGUGAACUACAAUGAUUAAAAAAACAAUAAUGGUUGACGUCAGACUAGGGCAGAGGCCGAGUUUUCCGCAUCCGUCGGAACGCCACCACCCUUCAAGGAUCAAGGCGCAGAUGCAGUUCCUACAACGGUGGGUUGUGAGUAGAUCAGCUCACCAUCAAGUGGUCAAACACCGAAAAUCCCGUUCACUGCAUCCAUCGAGCCAAAAAUCUUUUUCCCUAAGAUCAUUUCGUCACUUGACUUGUCCUUUUCGCGUAACUCCCAUUGUGCGCGAGAUAGUUUG